Molecule: messenger RNA, 8607 nt
Organism: Patella vulgata (common limpet)
Lineage: Eukaryota; Metazoa; Mollusca; Gastropoda; Patellidae
Product: beta-1,4-mannosyltransferase egh
Exons: 3
Coding region: 317-1702 (461 amino acids)
Cellular component (GO): cytoplasm
Molecular function (GO): beta-1,4-mannosyltransferase activity
Source: RefSeq, a predicted model, not a curated record
CUUAUCUAUCACGAUGCUGUGUGAGCAUUGUUUUAGAAAGGCAAGACCGGUGUCAGAAAAUUUGACAAAUACUUGGAAAAUAUAGAGGAGAUCUGAUGAUUGCAGCAGUAUUACUAGAGAAUUUUCUUACAGGUAAUUGCACUUUUCAUCUAGUGAAAAACCUGUUUAUAUAGUGACCUUGAUGUGAAAAACCUGUUUACGUAAGGGGUGGUGGUGGUGGAGAGGAAAUUCAAUCUCUGGUAGAUUAUUAAAUCAUCAAAGGAUUAUUUGGAGUGAAAAUCGUCGUACAGGUUAAAAUCUGAGAGAACUGUGAAAGAUGAGUCAACGAAUAAAACAUGUUCUCACCAUCUUUGUGUUGGUCGUGUGUAUGCUGGUGAUGUGUGUAUUGACGGGAGCUCUGCGUGUAGGAUCCGGAUCCUCAAUGCCAGAUCUAGAUCCGUUCAAAGAGUAUGGCUAUUUUGUUACGGGUAUUCUCUACACUCUGAGACUAUUGACGCUUAUACCGUUACCAUUGACCGUCUGUAACAUUCUUGGUAUUGUCUGUUUCAACUGUUAUCCGAGCACUCCUGUAUUGAGAACAUCGCUAUUGUUCGGCCCUUUUGUGUGUUUUCGUGUCGUCACUAAAGGCACAUAUCCCGAACUAGUUAAGCGAAACAUCCAAAGAAAUAUAGACACUUGUAUGAAACUAGGUUUAACUAAUUUUGUGUUUGAGGUCGUCACUGACAGUGCUAUAGGAGUUUCAAAAUCGGCGCAAGUGCGAGAGCUUGUAGUGCCUGAUAAGUAUCGCACUAAAAAUGAAACGCUUUACAAAGCGCGUGCAUUACAAUAUUGUUUAGAAGAAGGAGUAAAUAUAUUGAGUGAUAAUGAUUGGAUAAUACAUUUAGAUGAAGAAACAUUAAUUACCGAAAGCAGUUUAAUUGGUGUGAUUAAUUUUAUAAAUGACGGUCAAUAUGAAUUUGGUCAAGGUGUCAUUACCUACGCUAACGAGGAAAUUGUUUGUUGGAUAACAACAUUAGCAGAUUCUAUACGUGUGGGUAUCGAUUAUGGCAUACUGCGGUUUACUAUGAAUGUUUUGCACCGUCCCGUAUUCAGUUGGAAGGGUUCAUUUAUCGUGGCGAAUGCAGGAGCUGAGCGAAAGAUCACCUACGAUUUUGGACACGAAGGCAGCAUUGCUGAAGAUUGUUUUUUCGCAUUGACCGCGUGGAAGGAAGGAUUUAAAUUUGGUUUUGUGGAGGGAGAGAUGUGGGAAAAAAGUACAUUUUCUGUGAUGGAUUACAUUCGUCAGAGAAAGAGGUGGGUGCAAGGAAUCAGCAAAGUAAUACUAAGUAAAAGCAUCCCUUUUCAGUAUAAAGGAGGGAUCAAUUUGAUGAUGAUUGCGUGGGUUGUGAUGCCCUUCACAGUUCCAAACAUAGUUCUAGCGCCCUUAUUUCCACUUCCCCUGUUCGGCUUUAUAAAUACAGUAAUAAGCUUGAUGGGAGGAGCAAUGAUUUUCCUGUUUACAUUUGGAGCCCUGAAAUCGUUCUCACAUCGACGGCAUAUCUUGUUUAACUUUGCGUUGUGUGUUAUGAUACUGUGUAUUAUGCCAGUUGCCAUGAUAAUGGAGGCUAUUGGGGUCGUUUGGGCUUUUAUGUCCAGUAAGAACAGUGGAUUUCAUGUGGUUAAAAAGGACGUUCAUGAGACGCCAUUGCUCAGUCAUGUAUGAGAAGACCAGCCAUUUAUUUUUAGUUUUAAGUUAUUGUUUCCUUUAUAAUACUGUAACAUUCCACAUUUACAAGAAAUACACCGAAUUUUAGUGGAGUUUUAAAUUUAGAUAUAGUUUUUAAAAAAAGUGAUGGGCGUAGCUCAGUAAUAUUCUCAUUGACCAGUAUAGACAGGGGUCAUGUUUCUUUUUUAAGAGAAAUACCACCGAUUCGGACCCUUUCUGACAUUUUUAAAUUCAGCUUGUGCUAAUUGUUGCGCCCACAUUUUAUGUCGUCACUUCUGCCCAUUGGUUCAUGUGACCACAAUUCCUGUACACUCCACAGGUCAAAAUGUCUUGAGAUUCUUGUCUGGAAUGGUUUGUCUUAUAGUAGAAGUGUUGUUUCAGCUUGCUGGAACUGUUUGGCCUGUAGUGUACUAAAUUUUAAUCAUCAGAACCUUGUGAACACUCUACAGAACCAUGUAUUUUGUUACUUGUUGGCAUUGUUUAGCUAGUUAUCAGGUCACAUAUCAAUUGUGUGGAGUUAUUGCCCCUGUCAAACAUUGUAAAUACUUACAUUCACAUGUAUAAGUCAGUUUUUCUGAUUUUCUUCUUUUUUUUUAUUGAAUUUCGCAAUCAUACACGUAUAUACAUGUAUCUAUUUAAUGUAUUGCAUCCGACAUCGAAACCAUCAAAGCACUCUACAUGUACUUGUGAGAUUUAUUAGGAUUGUUUGGCUAGUUGUAAAGAGGAACCCUAUCAGAAUUGGGUCACUCACUCCAUGACUGUUAAAAGUGUUAGAAUGUUAGUCAAAAUGAAAAUCUUGUUACUUCAUCUUUUGGAUUACGGAUUUAGACCAUAAUCCUGAAAUGCUAGAUGAAGAAUUCUGUAACAUAAGUUAAUGAAUUUAAAGCUGUGGAUUACAGACCAGAUGCAACCUAAGAUCACCACAUAGAAGAAAAUAUUCCCGAUGGGCAAAAAGAAGAGGAAUUGAUCCUAGUCGGGCCCCUCCAAUUUUGUCUUUGGUUCCUCAGGGUCUUGAUGUUGGCUUCAUAAUCGUCUUUUUUUCUUAAAAUAUCAAAAUUUUAAAAUAACUAGCCAAGAUUUCAUUUUUUAAAAAAAAAGAAGCAGAACUUUCAAUUUUAUGAUUGAUCCCAAAGAACUCAGAUUCAAAUUGAUGUGGGCCUCACUGUCAGAUUUUUUUUUCCUGCUUGUAGAAUCUUAGAAGUGUUGCCAAAUUACGUUAAGCUUAUAUAGGUCCUUUUUCAGUUGUCAAAGACCGUCGCAAAAUUGCAAUACAGAUUACUCGUGGAACUGGGUGGGUCGGUUGGACGACCCCGCAGAUAGAAAAUGAUAAAUUAAAUACAUGUAUCAGUGGGGUGGGGUGGGGUGGGGAGGCUGGAGAUGUCUUGUGAUCGCGAUUUAUCUAUGGGUUAUUAUUCGUUUUGACGCAAGUUCGGAAAUUUUGCGACGGCCUCAACAUACCUAUAGCUGUAAUUACAGGGUUUUUUUGUUUUUUGUUUUUUGUUUUUUGCUUCAUGCAGAAUCUUAGAAAUAAUGUUUUUAUUUUAUUUAUUUUAUACAUACAUAUAUCUAUAUAGAGCUCUGUCACUACAUGGACAAACCAUUGACUAGUGACAUUACAUUCUAUUAUAUGACUAUUCUAAAUACUCAGUAUUGCAGCUCUAUUGAUUUAGACCAAACCAAAGUUAUUUAUAGUUCUUCCUGAUCCAAUCUGAUUAAAAUUCAGAUCUAUAUUUCGUUUCGUUUUUUUUAUACUUUCGAUGGCCUACACUACAUGAAGAUCUGACAAGUUAUAGCGAUAGGUCACGUCACGGGUCAAAAGACCGACUUAUGACCCUAUGAUGUCAGACAUUUGAUUAACCAAUCAGCAUUGAUGUUACUAGUGGAUUACCCACAGUUCCUUGAAAAACACACCUAAAGCUCGCCGUAACAGACCGUUUCAUUGGCUUAUCCCUGACAGCAUUCAGAACACGAGUUAAAUAACAACUCUUCCAGAUCCAAGUGUAGUAAAGACAAGUAAAACGAAAUUUUGAACUAUAAAAACGAAACGAAAUAGAAUCUGUGUUUCAACCAGAUUGUUCCUGAUCUUCAUACAUGUACAUUACAAUUUAUUUUCAGCAUGUAUGUAAGGGGGGGGGGGGGGGUGGAUGACUGAAUGGUUAGCGUGCGCGCGUUGUAUCAUAAAGUCUGUCAUUGAGUCAGCUGGCGUGGUUUCGAAUCCGCGGUUGUACGUAACAAGGAGUAGGGUCGCCUGUCCAACCUCGUGGGUUUUAUCUGGGUCCUCCGGUUUCCUCCCACUGCUAAAAACCCCUAUGCACAAGCAAAUUAUGUAAAUAAAAUUAAACCAUAUGUUAGUCUCGAAAUGUCAUAGUUUGUGUCGAGUGGACGUUAAACCCCAUUUCUCUCUCUCUCGCUCGCAUGUAUGUAAAUUGACCAGAACUCUUAAAAAUUGUUGAUUUUAUUGGAUUUUAUUUGUUGAUUUGUUUUGUGGGAUGACCAUCUGUCUGCGUCAAAAGGGGAGGUUGAAUGACCGAAGGGUUAGCGUGUGCACGUUGUAUCAUAAGGUCUGUCAUUGAUUCAGCUGGUAUGGUUUCGAUUCCCCGGUUUUAUGCGAAUUAUUGAAAUAAAAUUGAACCAGAACCUAGUUUGUGUCGAGUGGACGUUAAACCUCAUUUCUCUCUCUUUCAGUGUCAAAAAUUGUAUGACUAUAUUGAUCAAGCUAACAUUGUGGUGGUACAUGUAUGAUGGAUUGUAUGUUCCACUGUCGACACAGAAUAUCAUUAGUUAAACAGUGAUGCAGGACGGAGGGCUUGAUAACGACAGUUGUCUAGUCCUUCGGAUGAUACAAAAACCGAGGUCCCGUGUAUACAAUGGAAUGCACGUAAAAGAUCCCUUGGCAGUUGGAAUUCGAUAUAAGAGUAGGCGAUAGUGCCCUGCCCGGGCAAAAUUUCCCUCAUAGCACACUGUGUGGCGUAUGCCCGUCUUCAUUAGCCCAGCAUAGGAGCAGAACAGUAGGAUGUUAAACCUCAUUUCAUUUCCUUUAAGUUAAACAAGAGCAUUAAGCUCCUUUAAAUAAGUCAAAAAGUUUUAAGCUCCUUUUAAGUAAUUGGAAGAUGUUUAGCCCCUUUAAAUAAAUCGAAAACAAUUUAAGUUCCUUUAAGUUAAACAAAUAAAGAUUAACUCCUUUAAGUAAAUUGAAGAGAUUUUAGCUCCUUAAGGAAAAUCAAAUAGGUUUCAACUCCCUUAAGAAAAUUGAAGAGGUUUUAGCUCUUUUAAGUUAAUUGAGCAGGUUUUAGCUGCUUAAAGUAAACUAAUGGGGUUAUAGUUUCUUUAAAUAAAGAGAUUUUAGCUCUUUAAGUAAAUCAAAUACGUUUUAGCUCCUUUAAGUAACUUGAAAAGGUUUUAGCUCCUUUAAGUAAAUCAAAGUAUUUUUAGCACCUUUAAUUAUUCAAAGAGGUUAUGUCCUUUAAAUAAAUCAAAAGAGUUUUUAGCUCCUUUUAAGUAAAUCAAGGCUGGUUUUAGGUCCUGUAAGUAAAUCAAAGAGGAUUUGCUCCUUCAAGGAAAUCAAAAACUUUGUAAGCAAUUAUUAAAAGAUCUUGAAAUUGUGAAGUUAUAAACAGAAUUUUUAACCCCAGGAAUGCGUAAAUCCUAAAAUGUAGUUUAAGAGGGGGGUUGGAUGGCCGAAUGGUUAGCACAUGUGCGCUGUAUCUACGGUAUAUCAUUGAGUCAACUGGCAUGGUUUCGAAUCCCUGGUUGUACGUGACAAGGAGUAGGGUCGCCUGUUCUCCGGGUCCUCCGGUUUCAUCCCACUGCUAAAGACCCCUCCCUACGUGCAAGCGAAUUAUUGAAAUAAAAUUAAACCAUAUGUUAGUCCCGAAAUGACUGUGUCGAGUGGACGUUAAACCCCAUUUAUCUCUCUCUAUCUUUAAGAUAUAUUUAACAAUUUCCAAAUUGCAUAUUUAUCAACAACCAUAGGUUAGUUGUACUUGACAAUAUGACAGCCCACAAAACCAAUCAAUAUAAUCAAAUACCAAUGAAAUCAACAAUUUUGGUCCCCAAUUACAUGUAAGGAGACCUACCAGUAGUCGUCUCUUAAUUUAAGGAGACCAAGUAAUCUUAAAUCAAAGUUAGUUGUCCCUGACAAGAUGUGAUAAUACAUAUAGUCUUUCUCGUUGCAACUUAGUGCUGCGGUAGUCGUGCUGCAAUUAGAACUGAAAUCUAGACUAGAAUUUCCUGGGUUCCAAAUUCAAAUCCUGAAACGAACCAAGAAGAAUCUCAUACCCAUUUCCCACCUCUACUAGGGUUAGAGCUUCCGAAAACCAAGGUCCACACUGUACAUGUACUAUACAUGUACACAAAUAUGAUUCAUCAAGUCUUUCAAUUACAUGAAUAUUUAUGCUGUAAAUGAUUGAAACAAUGCUGUUCUUCCAAAUUCUUCUUCCUAGUUAGAGUAUUACACACAUGACCAUAGAAGAAAAAGAAACGAAUGUGUAUUAGUUUCUCAUUGACUGCCUUCUUUAACUCAAGUAUUUUUGUUGUUCUAACAUUUAAGUAUAGUAUUGGACUGAAUAUUCAUUAAGAUUCAUAAAUAAUUAUUGUGAAAAUGAUCUAAGAGUUCAGUCAAUAUUGAUUAAGAUCCAUAAUUAUUACGAAAAUAUGAUCUAAGAAUUCAGUCAAUAUAUCCAUGUUUAUUAUGAAAAUGAUCUAAGAAUUCAGUCAUUAUUGAUUAAGAUCCAUAAUUAUUACGAAAAUAUGAUCUAAGAGUUUGGUCAAUGGAGAUAUAUACUAUCUUCAGAUUUUCCCUGUCUGCAUGAUGGGCCUUUAAAGUUUACUUCUGUAUAAUUGAACAUCAAAUCUAUUAAUUUCCCAAUGAGGCCCAUAUUGUGAUAAUGUGAAACAUAGAUAUUCUAGUUGGUAAAUAUUCUCAGAAGAUAGUUAGGGCUUUAAAGAUGCAUUAUGUAAGAGCUAAAUGUCCCUAUUGUACAUGUAUGUCUUUUUUUUCCCCAUGCUUCAAAUGGCAUAUAUAAUAUAAUUUAGACAUUUAUUCACAUGACAAGCCAACUAUCAACUGUCUAGAUCAUCAGAUGGCUAGGAUAUAUAGUGGAUUAGACCACCCAUCCCAUUUAAUCACUUAUAGUUAGAUUGAAAAAAAUCAAGAAUCUGUUGUUCAUAACAUUACUCAGAAUAAAGUAAUUUUAACCUGUUAAGCGUGACGUUUUUAAAACGUUAACUACCCCCUAUUGUGUAAUUAAUUUGACGAAGUGACGAAGAACUAUGUACUAUGUUCUAAGAAUAGGUUGGGGAAAAUACCUCCAAGGCGUCAUGGCAGUUGUCCAGGACGUUAUAUAACGACCUACUCACUUAAUGGGUUAAUGAUAUUUUCCAUAUAUUCAUUAUUCAUUGUUUAUUUAUAAACUAAUAUAGUGAGAACGAACAGCUCUUUAUCUAAAUCUUACAUAAUGCAUCUGUAAUAAGUAUGACAUAUUGUGCUUUGACAAUGCAUUCUGUUUUGUGUUUUAGUUGAUGUAUUUUGAGCUCUAUAAUAUUUUGUGUAUUUUGGGCUAAGACCACACCAAUAUAUAAUUUUCUGUUCUUACCAGUAAAAAUUUUCUGUCUUAUUUCUUUAGGAGAAAAGACCUAUUAAAAAACCAAAAGCAUUUAGGUCAAAGUUUUGAAAUUUGAAGCAAAACCAAUCUGAUUUAAAAUUUUGUUUUACUUGUUUUGACUACGCUAGGAUCUGGAAGAGUUGCUAUAUAACCUGUGUUCUGGUUGAUGUGAGGUAUAAGCUAAUGAAACGGUCUGUUACAGCGAUUUCUUGGCAUGCCAUGUUCGAAACGGUGGGUAAACCACUAGAAACGUCAACACUGAUUGAUUAAAGCGAUAAUUUCAUGUUUUCUAAGAAAUUCAAAACAUAAUUAUUUCUAUGUCUUUUGCUCAUUAGGUUAUCAACUCACUAUUAUACGACCAUGGGCAUUAUUUCCCACCCUUAAAAAUCAAUGACACAGGAAAUAAUAACACAAUUACCUCCCUUGUUUUCCUAUUGCCUCCAUGCAUUAGCUACCUUCAAACGUUGGAAUUUGAAGUUGAAAAUGAUAUUUUUGCCAAUUUCUCAGCUGGCAAUAGUGACUUACAGGAUUAAUAGGAUUAUUCUUUAACAAGGUAGGAUGGUUUAUGGAUACCAUCUAUUUUAAGGCUUUAUUUUAAUAAAUUUUAAAAAUAUAACUUAAAAAUAUGAAAUUGCAGCUUUAAGCAAUGUCUGACAUCAUAGUCAAAAGCAGCUCGUGUGACCCCUGACGUGACCUCCCACUACAACCAGACAGACUUUCAUGUAGUGUAGGCCAUCAAAAGUAUAAGAAAACAAAACGGCUAAAGACCCUUACGCGCAAUCAAAUUAUUGAAAUAAAAUUAAACCAUAUGUUGGUCCCGAAAUGACCUAGUUUGUGUCGAGUGGACGUUAAACCCCAUUUCUAUCUCUCUCUCUCUCACUUGAUUCAAGUGACCAUUUCUUUAUCAAGACCAGUAACAAUCUGAUUAAAAUACAGAUCUAUAUUUCGUUGUAGUGAAAGGUCGAUCAGACCUAUGGCUGUUGACCUAUGACAUCAUAUAUUUGAUUAACCAAUCAACAUUAAUGUUACUAGUGGAUUAACCAAAGUUCUGUGCAAAAGACGCCUAAAGCUCGCCGUAACAGACCGCUUCGCUGGCUAAUCUCUCACACCAUUCAGAACAUGUCAAUGACAACAAGUCUUCCAAAUCUUAGUGUAGUAAAGACAAGUAAAACAAAAUUUUGAACUAUAAAAAAAACGAAACGAAAUAGGAUCUGAUUGGACCAGGAAGAACAGAAAAUCGAAUUGUUGUGGCCUAAAGUAUUAAUUUUACAUUUUAUCAUUAAAGUGUUUUAUUAUUUA